Messenger RNA from Panicum virgatum (switchgrass), 2603 nucleotides. RefSeq names its product probably inactive leucine-rich repeat receptor-like protein kinase At5g48380. Bases 408 to 2222 code for a protein of 604 amino acids. The transcript has 3 exons. Gene Ontology annotation, molecular function: protein kinase activity; ATP binding; protein binding. NCBI's taxonomy places the organism in Eukaryota, Viridiplantae, Streptophyta, Magnoliopsida, Poales, Poaceae. The record is from RefSeq and is a predicted model, not a curated record. Gene Ontology annotation, biological process: protein phosphorylation.
CCUCGGCCUCGGGUCUCCCCAGUCUCCACACUCCCCCACUUCCCCAGUCCAGUCCACGGUCCAAACCCUCGAAUCACGCCACCGCCCCACGGCCCCCCCACCCGACCCCACUCCGCGGCGACCGACCCGCUCGCCUCGCCGCCGGGAGGGACCGACGCCCACGUCCAUUCUAGCGGCGGGGAUCCGCGCGAGCCCGAGCCGCCGCCUGAUCCGCGGCGAGAUCGACGGCGGGCUCCGCUCGGGUCGACGACGGGCUGCUUGAGGCGGGGAUUCGGCGGCGGAACGCGGAGGUUAUCUCGCUGAUACUACUCUCCUAUCCCUCUGGGCACCGAGCAGUCAUUGUGAUUUGUGACUAACUAACUCUGGAUGGUGGAAGCAUUCGGGAAGUAGACGACACCAACACCAAGAUGGCUGCGAGGCAUUUCCGCGCUGCGCUUCUCACAGUACUCCUCUGUUCUAUGCUAUGUCAGCUUUGCUAUGGCUCAGUAAGUGACAUUGAAUGCCUGAGAAGGGUGAAAGCAUCAAUUGACCCCAGCAACAAGUUAGACUGGACAUUCAAUAACCACACUGAGGGAUCCAUAUGUGGAUUUAGAGGCGUGGACUGCUGGAAUCCCAAUGAAAACAAGGUUCUUUCUCUUCACCUUGGCAGCAUGGGUCUUAAGGGUGGGUUCCCUGAUGGACUUGAGAAUUGUAGUAGCAUGACUUCAUUGGAUCUCUCAAGCAACAGCCUUACCGGCCCGAUCCCGGCUGAUAUCUCGAAGCAGCUGCAAUACAUUACAAGCCUUGAUCUGUCAUAUAAUAGCUUCUCAGGGGAGAUACCAGAGGCGCUAGCUAACUGUACCUAUCUCAAUGCUGUCAAUUUACAGCAUAACAAAUUGACUGGAACGCUCCCAGGUCAGCUUGCUGCCCUUGGUCGCCUGACACAGUUUAAUGUUGCCGACAAUCAGUUGUCAGGGCAGAUUCCUUCAUCUUUGAGCAAAUUUCCACCCUCCAAUUUUGCAAAUCAGGACCUUUGCGGGAGACCUCUGAGCAAUGAUUGCACUGCCACUUCAAGCGGUCGAACGGGGGUAAUUGUGGGUUCUGCUGUUGGUGGUGCAGUUAUAACUUUAAUAAUUGUUGCUGUUAUUUUGUUCAUUCUCUUACGGAAAAUGCCUGCCAAGAAGAAGGAAAAGGAUGUAGAAGAAAAUAAGUGGGCCAAGAGUAUUAAGGGAGCAAAAGGAGUGAAGGUAUCGAUGUUUGAGAAAUCGGUUUCAAAAAUGAAGUUGAAUGAUCUUAUGAAAGCAACAGGCGAUUUUACAAAGGAAAACAUUAUUGGAACUGGUCGAUCAGGAACUAUGUACAGAGCAAUACUCCCAGAUGGUUCAUUCCUUGCCAUCAAGAGGCUGCAGGACACUCAGCAUUCAGAGAGCCAGUUCACAUCUGAAAUGUCAACACUGGGAAGUGUAAGGCAACGUAACUUAGUCCCUCUUUUGGGAUACUGCAUUGCCAAGAAGGAGAGGCUCUUGGUGUACAAAUACAUGCCCAAGGGUUCUCUUUAUGAUCAUUUACACCAACAAAAUAAUGACACAAAGGCUUUAGAAUGGUCACUAAGGCUAAAAAUUGCCAUUGGGACUGCUAGAGGAUUGGCAUGGCUUCAUCACAGUUGUAAUCCCCGCAUUCUUCAUAGGAACAUUAGUUCCAAGUGCAUAUUGAUCGAUGGUGACUAUGAGCCUAAGAUUUCUGAUUUUGGGUUGGCAAGGCUUAUGAAUCCCAUUGAUACCCACCUGAGCACAUUUGUCAAUGGUGAGUUUGGUGACUUUGGGUAUGUAGCUCCUGAGUAUGCACGCACCCUUGUGGCCACUCCAAAAGGGGAUGUCUAUAGCUUUGGAGUUGUCUUGCUUGAACUUGUUACUGGUGAAGAGCCCACACAUGUGUCAAAUGCCCCAGAGAACUUCAAAGCUAGUUUGGUGGAUUGGAUAACUUACCUAUCAAACAACUCUAUACUUCAGGAUGCAGUUGACAAGUCCUUGAUUGGGAAGGACAACGAUGCUGAGCUGCUUCAAUGCAUGAAGGUUGCAUGCUCUUGUGUGCUUUCUUCUCCGAAGGAAAGGCCUACAAUGUUUGAAGUUUACCAGCUUCUGAGAGCUGUUGGAGAGAAGUAUCAUUUCAGCGCAGCUGAUGAUGAGUUGACAAUGCAACCUCAAAUUGUUGAUCCUGAAGAUGAGCUUAUUGUGGCAAACUAGUUGAAUGGGCAAUUGCUUGUGGGAUACCAAAGAUUGCAGGAGUUGUUGUAACUUGAAUAAUUAGGUCAGUACGAAAGCAUCACUCUGUAUCUUUUCAGCUUCCUGCACUACUGACCAACCAUUAGCAAGCUCUAGGAUAUGCCACUUGGUUGGAACAUUUGUACCAAUUUGUGAUGUUCAUGUUCUGUAUAUCCUUUGCCUUGUAUCUUCGGGACUGGUAUGUCUUGGUUGUAAUAUGUCAAACAAUUUUAGUUGUAUCAUUGUCCUAAUUUUAGUUGUAGCGAUAACUUUAGUAAUGUGAAACAAUGUUGAUCGGUCAUUUGACUGUAGUUUUGUGGCCUUUCAUGUAGCAUUUUUAUUAAUGUUUCAUAUUCCUUCCUA